Moneuplotes crassus is the source of this 853-nucleotide messenger RNA. Lineage: Eukaryota; Ciliophora; Spirotrichea; Euplotida; Euplotidae. The record is from the annotation of a GenBank genome assembly.
UAAUAUUAUAGCCAUCCAUCUUCACUUAGGACGGAUAUCUUUGUGUUUUGUUAUUUUAUCAACACAGAACAAGUGCUUGCAGAAGGCAGUCCAUAGUGUCAGAUUUGAAAAUACAAAAUUGAUGAUCCCAAAAUAAAUAGUGAACUUUAAUGAAUAACAUAAAGGAUCAAUGUUGACCUUAUAACAAAAUGCAUCAAGGAAAAAUUAUGACAAAGAAAGGAAGCUCUGAGAAUAGGUAUGAGCCCCAUAAUAGGUACAUGGAAGUCUCUAGAGGAGACAAACUAAGAAAGAAGGAAAAAGAAAUUCCUUCUUCAACGCUUGUUAUGGAAGAAUAUGGAAUCAGCAGCCCUAAGAGCACAAUGAGACAAGCCCCUGUGCUGAAAGCUAGCCAUGAUUCCAAACCAAGAGCAGGUCUUAUGAAAUCUCAGGGUCUGAAAGAAACGAAUUAUAUGACACCUAUAGGAAGCUUAGCGAAACAAAGCAAGGAAAGAAUCUCUACAAGAGGAAGAUCUGCCCAUCCCUCUAGAAGAGCAUAUGAAGAAUCCAAAGGGCAAUUGAGAAAUGCCAGCUCAAAUAGUCUCAGUAGGAGCACCUUAGAGACUGAAGACUUGGAACUGAAGAGUAUAAGUCCUACUGAAAUCAAUACGACAUCUGACUCUUAUUACAAGUUCCUAGGGUACACUUUCAUGACGGAAGCUUGGUCCAGAGAGUUGAAAGAGGCUGGGCUAGUGUCAAGCAAUGUUGCAUGGCAUCUUGGAGAAACUGUGAAGCUUUUAAGACAAGAGUGUCCAACAGUAGCAUCGAACCUAUCCUACAAGUAUCACUAAAAAUUUCAAUUCAUUUAUCUUUAAAA